Porites evermanni is the source of this 23450-nucleotide messenger RNA. NCBI's taxonomy places the organism in Eukaryota, Metazoa, Cnidaria, Anthozoa, Scleractinia, Poritidae. The record is from the annotation of a GenBank genome assembly.
AUGCUGACAGUGUUUCAAUGUAUUACAAUGGAAGGAUGGACUGAUAUUAUGUAUCAUGUACGUAAUCAUCCAACGCACAGUAUAAUUUCUAAGAGCUAGACACAUUUUUAUACAGGAGCGGAUUCCUGGUUUGUUUUCCAGACCAGUUAUUACAGGUAGUUGAUGCCGCAUUGCAAGUCAAGUUCACGUGAAGAUAUGCUUCACUACAGCUGAAUUUGUUAGUGUUUAUCAUAAUCCUAAAUUUUCUUCUCGUGAUAUCUCAGCUCAACUUUGUAGACCUACGUUCCGGAAAUGUCCUAGGAACGCGGCAACGGAAAUUUCUUCCCUCUGUAAGGGCUAAAAUGAAAGGAGAUUUAAAAGUGUCAGCAUUUGUUGGUAACUACUGUCAAGUGACUUAUAGGCCCUUUGACCCUGAAAUCACUUUAGCAUAGGUUUUAUCCAAGCAGUAGCUCUGGUCCAAGCAAUGACAUUCAUUUUGUAUUUAUCCCUCGUUGCAAAUUUUUCUUCCUUUUCAUUGGCAGAGAGCUCACCACGUGACCUGCAAAUAACUGCCUACAAAUAAUGGUCUGCUCAUGCGCAAUGUCGUCCAACUUUGUUUGGCUGCAAAACAAACUCGGUGAUGAAUGAUAAAAGAAUUAUUUGUUUCUUCUAGAGUUAUGAUGCCCGGGAUUAUCACAACCGCGUGGUCACUUCUAUCGUCUAUAUAUCAUUAAUAAUUAUUGGCUCGUUUUUUAUGCUCAAUUUGGUUCUUGGAGUUUUAAGCGGGUAAGUCGUCACUGCAGUUCAUUUAAUGUUGACCCCGCCUAGUUAUAUUUCGUUAUUUAAUUACUAUAAUUGUCUAAACUUUUUUUGUGGAAAAAGCAUCUAUCUCUCUCUCCUCGCGAUGUAAUUUUACUAUUUUAUUCAUUGCAUUUUUCCACAGUGAAUUUGCCAAAGAAAGAGAAAGAGCUGAAAAUCGUCGAGCAUUCUUCAAGUUUCGAAGUCGAGAGAAGUUAGAACGCCAAUUUACAGCAUAUUCUGAUUGGAUAGGAAGAGCAGGUAAGAAAAACGUGACGUCCACUUCAGCGCAUAUCAAUAAGCAAACCAUUAAUUGCAGUGGAUUUACUAUACAAUUUUCACAGUUUGAACGCGCACUUUUCAAUGCAAGUUUAUCGUGGUAUGUAAGCUGUGACCUUCAACUAGCUUGCCAUUACAAAUUUUCUGAUGAGCAUAUAGACAGCGAAGCCGGGAGACAGAAGACAGGAGCGUGGAGUAUAAGGAGUUUUUCCAUUGUCAACUGUAACUCUCUGGUUCUAUAGUUAGCUUUGGUUAAGAUAUUAGUAACGAUCUUGUGUCAUUUUCAGAGGACAUUCUGUUGAGGGAAGAAAGAGAAAGACAUGGAGUUGGAGAAGGUAUUUCUUCACUUACAAAAGUGAAUUCGCGCUAUUUCAAACUUCAUCGCUUUUUCUCCAUCUCAUUUGAAAUGAUAGGAGAUUUUUCUGGACUUGAAUUAUAAAGAGCUGUAUUCGUUCUCUUAAGUUCAAAUCAUCCAUAAAAACGUGAAAUUAAGGUAAGUCUACGUUGCAUAGUCGGGUAUAAUAAACGGAAACAAAGAAAUGUGCAAAAAAGCGUGAUGCAUGUGCCAAGUUUUCUUUGGCUAAUCUGAGCCGGCCUUGCUCUAAUUUUUUGCCGUCCUCAUUGAUUUUGCCGUCGUGGUUGCUUAAGUUCUCUAUUUUUUAACUAACAGAUGAACUAUACCGCUGAUUAAUGUUUUUUUUCCUCACAGGAGGCCCGCGUGAUCCGCUAAAGAAGCGUAACAGUCUGUCAGACUCUAUAAUGCAUUUGAUAGAGGAUCGCGGGGAAAUGUUGAAACAUCUUAGAAAUAAGUCUGAAAGGUAUAAUGUAUUUCUCAAAAAGUUUUCUUUGAAACUCUGGUCAUUUUGAAAGGGAAUUCAUCUUUUUACUAUUUUUUUACAAAUCUGUUUUUUUUUUUUUGCAGCUCAAGUGCAUUUCAAAAAAUCAAGAAAAAAGAAAAGUUACUUCGAAUUCAUGUACGUCAAAUGGUUAAAAGUCAAGUUUUCUAUUGGUCAGUUAUAGUCUGUGUUUUCCUUAACACAGUUCUGAUGUCGGUUGAGCAUUAUGGACAACCAAAAUGGUUGGAAAAGUUUCAAGGUUGGUACUGGUCUUUACAGCAACUUUUAAUUCGUUUCAAAGCUCUAGGAGUUAAGAUCUAUUCAAGUCGAGAAGUUUUUCAUCCGAUAUCCAGACACCGAAGAGCUGGUUGAAAAAGCGAUCUGAGGUCUCCGGAUAUCGGAUGGCCUCCUUUUUUACACUCAUUUUAAAGUCAUCGUAUGACUAAAUUUUGGACGGCUGUCAUUACCUACAAGUUUAUGGAGAAAUAAAAAAUGCUAGCGUGCAAAAUCUAAAACAGCACUAGGAGGUGCCGGCGGAUGGCAAAUACCGUCUGAGAUGAGGGUAUUAUUUAUACUACUAGGGAAUUAUCCACACAUCCGGGUUAUUUUUAUGCUUUUCCAUCGCAGUUUAAGUUACCAUGCAUGGCUGUAAAGCUGCACUGGGUCACUGUUUAGUACCAAGAGAGGAUCUUCCAUUGUCAGUACUCGAUGAUGCAUGUCAACAUUCAUAUGCUCCUUAAGAAAAACCACCUCAAUUUAAAAUCCAUUACUGUGAUUCCUUAAUUUUUUUAUUAUUAUUAUUAUUUUACAGAAAUUUCAGAGUACGUUUUCCUCAGUAUAUUUAUAGCUGAAAUGUUGUUAAAGAUGUAUGGUCUUGGCCCCAAGGUGUACUUUAAGUCAGCAUUUAACAGAUUUGACUGCGCUGUAAGUACUUCAAUCUAUUUGUGGAACUUUAAGCUUGUGUCAUCAUUUUUAUCAGGUAGACAAUUUUUCGGUGCAUUUUCAGUCAUUUUUGAGUUGUUGGUUUGUAUGAUUAGCCAAGCGAGGCAAUUUGCAGGCUUCUUGGUCUUCUGUAAAACUCAUAUUUUUGAAUAUUUCUGUCCUGGUAUCAGUCAACCAAGUAUCAAGAGAAACCCCCAGAUUAUUUUCCUCGGACAUAUGUGACAAGUAGUUUACGGUUGUAGGCUUUUUAAAUGUGAGCUCAGUCGAUUCAAAAGGGUAAAAUUUGUAACUCGUAGCCGGCCAAAGGUGGGUACAAUCAGGUCAGUCUUUCAAGUGAUUUCUACCAGGGAUGGGUCCCUUAUCUUAUUUAAUUUAUAUCUGUGACACGUUUGAGUUGAAGCUUUUUGUGGUGGGCCAUUGUGCGUUAUCACCACUGAUGCCGAAGUACCACCGCCCCUCUAUACUUCCUGAUAUAUCAAGCUAUUCAUUCGCCAACAAGAUCAAGCUACAGUGUCCGUAAUACAGGCAGUCCAUGAUAGCCAAUUCAAUUCUCUUUCCAAGUUCGCUCGUCAGACUCUAGUUAUAAUAACCAGCCAGGCGACCUUGCUUUUAGACCAUUUUGCUCCUUAAUUGAGAACACUUGUCAUUUCUUUUUGUCGGCAGGUUGUCCUUGGAGGCAUUAUUGAAAUAGUUGUACAGUAUUUUACAAACUAUAGCUUUGGCAUCAGCGUUCUUCGUAGUCUUCGUCUUCUUAGAGUUUUUAAAUUCACAAGUUAAGAUUGAAUCAAUUAGAGCACAAUCUUGCGAGAAACCUGAAAUAAUAUUGACAGUUUGUAGCAUGGAUUUUGGUUUUUUUCUGUUAUCUAUAUUUCCAACUUUCAUAAUUAGGUUGAGUAUGAUAUCCAUUUCGAAUUUAGUGAGAUUAAUUUUCGUUGGUAUUAUUAGCUAAUCGAAACAAACAGUCAACAGUAAGUCAUUUUAUAUAAAAACACAAUACUAUGUUACUAGCAGUUUCACACCUGUUUACUCGAAAACGCAUACAAGCACCAAAGGCAAUGGUCAUUUUCAAUAAAAAUAAGCGAAAACUUUCAUGCCUAACGAUCUAAUAACCCUUGUUUUUCGUUGCAGGUUCUGGGCGUCAUUACGUAACUUUGUGACGUCAUUGUUAAACAGCAUGCGCUCCAUUUUAAGUCUAAUAUUCCUUCUUCUUCUCUUCAUCUUCAUUUUCGCUCUUCUUGGGAUGCAGUUGUUUGGUGGAAAGUAAGUUUAAAGGAUAGAUAUAAGAUAAACAUUCGAUAUCGCAGUCUCAGCUUCACUAACCAAUUGAGCCUUUUUUAUUAUUUUCCUCCAUGUUGUCAGUACACAAAUUUCAUGCUCAGAUUAAACACAUGUGUGUCAUAAUAAUUUGCAUAAAAUUACAAGGAAAGAAUGGUAAAGAAUCUUAGUUUAAGGGCAGUGUCCAUUUAUUAGAGGUUGUUGGAAGUCGACACGGUCUUUAUUAUUACUUUUUAUGCACAUGUGGUCAGUAUCCAAAAAAAACACCCCUGGGGUUGAGGGGUGGGUUAAGGAGUUGGAAAAGAGUCCCAUCCCCCUUCCCCCUGUUCAUCAAACCCCAAGCUUGCUGUGAGCACAGUAGUCAAUUUCUCUAAGGAAAAUGAAUUAUUAUAUUUGCAGGUUUAGUGAGCGGCACGAUGCUCCUCGUACCAAUUUUGAUAAUUUCCUUAAAGCAAUGUUGGCGGUCUUCCAGGUUCGUGCUUCUAUAUUUCAACCUCCAUUUCCCCAUAAUCUCCUUUCGAUUUCUGAAAUAGCACACAACACCUUGUGCUUCAAAUCUAGCGGGCUUGAUAUUGGCAGAGAAAAUUUGUCUCACAUUUGCUCUAUCCACCUCGUUGCUCUGUACAAAAGGAUGGCGUGGCGGUGACAUUCUGCUUAACAAUAUUUUCCAUUUGCUUGGUGCUACAGACCUUGUUGCAAGAAUUGCUUGUAAUAAUCAUUUGCAUGACCGGGAUGAGAUAAUGUAAAGUGACUUUCUGACUUCUCCAAAAUAGCAGAGUCUAAGUGCACUGGUGAAAAACAAUAACGCUGCACAUUUGGUACCAAUGCUAAGCGUGAUAGCGACCAGCAUAAAGCAAUCAAUGGUUUAGCGCAGCCACCAAUAAACACAAUAAAGGGAGAUAUAAGCAACAAAUUGUACUUCCCUUCGCCGACUAUCUUAAACAUUAUAUUUUACUAGGGUGGUGAACCGACAUCUUGUAAAUUUUAUCUUGUUUUUUUGAAUUACAUUUUCAGAUAAUGACGGGAGAGGAUUGGAAUGCCGUGAUGUAUAAUGGGAUAGUUGCGUCAGGAGGACCUCAUACGAUUCAAGGGAUUUUGUCGUCAUUGUAUUUCAUCUCCCUUGUAAUUCUGGGAAAUUGUAUCUUUGCAAAAGACGUAAUAUCAUUUAUAAAUUUACGGUUUUAAAUUUUUUUCGAAAGUAUAUUCUGUUGAAACCAAUCUUUGCAAACAAACUACGAUGUAAAAUUCCCCUUUAACAAAUCUUGACGUGGCUUGCCUUCGGAUUUUCUAACAUAAUGACUUUCAUUUUGUCAUCUCUUUCUUUUCUUUUAACUAUGGUCACUUUAUAAUAUCCUGACUGGCCAGUUGAAACCUAACUAAAGAAAGUUUUAAUCUUUGACAAAAUGUGAUCCAGAUACCCUACUAAAUGUAUUUUUAGCUAUCGCAGUGGAUAACCUAGCAAAUGCUCAAGCAGUUACACAAGACGAAAAGGAAGAACAAAGAAUGAUAGAAGCAAUAAAAAGAAAAAGAAUGGAAAAAAGGACUUCUCCUGGGUGGGCCAAAGUUCGACAGAUUCCUGUAAUCAUGGCAAUAAAGAACAUUAAUCAGAAUAAAACCGAUCAUGAUAAUCCAUUUCGAAACAUGAAGCCCGCAUUUUCCUCCGUGGACCACGUGUCACCAAGGUAAUAACAGGAUACCAACAUGGCUGCUGUUUUAUUGUCUUGGGAUUCUAAUAUGGUGGACUUGACGUCAUGUGAAAACGGUUCAUAAAGAUGAAUUUGGAUAAUUGGUCCUGUUCUUGUCCUCCCCAUCCAGCAAUCGGCAGGAAUUCCCUUACCAACCCGCAACGCAGCACUUUUAUUUAUUUGACUUACUUGUUUAACCAGUUUUGGUCCAAAACGUUAUUUUAUAAGCACAAAAUUCAAAAUUUAUCAAUGAGGUAAGUUAUUGCAAGCUUUAAACGACUUUAACAGUUUAUUGACUCUAGUUUCAAUAUUUUGAUGUAAUCUAUAUAUUUCUAUUAUAUUUUUGUUUAGGGGAGCGAGAUGGAACAAGAAGUCGGCACUGAGGGUGAGUGACGAAAAAGUUGUCAGACUCCACAUAACGUUUUCUUAAACAUUACUGUAAAAAAAAAUUAAAAACUAUCCGUUUCAUCGCCAUGAAUUUUUUUCCAAUGUUCGGUUUGAGAAAAACGAGAGGUGAUAAGGGAAACAGUAAUAUAUUCUCAGUACUCGGAACACUCGCACGCAAAGCCAAAUGAGUCUAAAUACAUAAGAUAUGGGAGAAUCGGCCCGAGGCUUUGCGAGUCGGUGGACCUGUAGAGAAUACGAGAGGUAUGCCCCAUCGCUGAAAGGAGGAGUGUGUGGUGAGAACUGCUAUCGAGGGUGGUGAGACCUAAACUUUACUAGAACUGGCUGAAUAAUCAAGCUUCAGGCUUCUCUGAAAACCGAGGGACAAGGUCUGUGGGUAUGCCGUGCAUUCCCCCAGGCCACGCUGAUUGCAUUGAUGCUAAGUUAGGGUUUGUGCGUGUUUUUCGCUAGUGAGAAUAGGAUUAAUAUUCUGAGGAGGAAAUAAGGGAGGCUACAUCUUGCUGCCUUUGAUCUAAUCAUUUACACGUAUCUCCAAUGUUAAUUUUCUCUGGUUUGCCAAUUGUCUCUCUACUUAACAGAUUAAAUUUUCUCAAGAAAGUAGUUCCGAUCAGUCGACAAAGAACGGUAAAAUAUCUAAUGGAAAUUUCCCGCUUAAAUUUGACGGAGAGGAGGAGGACGAAGAGUCAGGUAAAGAACCACAAUUAGGGAGCUCUUAAAUUCUCCUUAGCUCAUUUUGCCCCAAGUCUUUUCCCAAAGCGCAUUAUCUUUUGUGGUUAACAACAAGGCUUGGGAAAACGUGACUUGACAGUAGGCCCGAUUACCAGCCGCUGUUUCGGAAUUGAUUCCGCGCUCUUUCCCAAACAGCCUCUUCUCGGGUAGGACUGAGAGAGCGGCAGAAAUAAGCCUACUGGACAGGGACCUAAUCAGAAAUUAACUCGUGAAGUCGUCAUCUUGGGAUGUUCUGAAUGUUUUUUAAAAAAAUAGUCAAAAUGUCCCGUACUAUAGGAUUUUUCCUAUUUGAGUCAGCUGAAAGUUGUCUACUCUUGAUAUCAGAGGUUUUUUGUGGCGAGCGGCAGGAACACUUCUUCGGCCGACCAAACCCUCAAGCGGGUCACUAUGACUACACCUGACUGAAACCGGAAACCGGGCGGCAAAAGUGUCUGGCGCCCAGAUUAAAUGGCAGCUUAUGGAAAAAUAUGAACUUGUAAUGAAAUUUUUCACAGUCUCGAAUCCAUGCAACCAAGCGCCAACCAACCAAGGGAGUGAAAUUGGUUAACUGACAAAUCUUACGAGCAAAAAAAGUUUGCUGAAGACAUUGAUAAAUUUCUAUCUGGGCAUUGUUUUUAAACAAGUUUUUAUGUUCCCUUUAACCACAGGACCCCCAAAAACUCUGCUUAGCUUACGUGAAGCUGGACGUAUCAUACGAAGACGUAACAUUCAAAGGAACGUACCGAUCAUACGAAAGAGUUCCAUGUUUAUAUUUGGACCUGAUAAUCCGUAAGUGAAUUUUUUUACAAGCAUCUGUAGGCAUAAGUGCAAAUUGAAUGGGGAUAUCAACUGACUGGGGUUUCUCCUUCUUACAGAAUUCGUCAAGCAUGCCAUUGGGUGGUAAACCUUCGAUACUUUGAUGACUUCAUCUUAGUGAUCAUUUUGAUCAGUAGUGUCUUGUUAGCUGUGGAGGAUCCUGUUAAUCCGAACUCGCCAAGAAAUGAGGUGUCUACUGAAUAAGUACUUAGUCUUAAUCUUCCCCUUCCCUCUUCUAGUCUAAAAAGUUUAGAGGGGGCGGUGACUUCCGUGUGAAAGGUAGGGAUAUGCUCGACGGAAAAUGAAAAUCAGAAUCAAACACCUAAAAGACACCAUUUUGGGCGUGGUUCAAGAUCAUACUAAAACAGGUAACUUUUCCUGAAACCAAUCAGAGCUACAGUGAUCUGAAUUACUGCCCAUCAAAAUGAAUUCAACAAUUAUGACGGUGUUUGUUUGUUUGUUCUAAGCGAGAUCUAAGAACGAUGACCUUUUCGUCAUGAACACCCUGAAAAAGACCAAAAUCCGAAAUUUGCGCUUCUUAGCUGGACAACGGGUAUCCCCGUCAAUUCUCUAUUAGAUUUUCCCUGCCCCAGGUUUCAAUCCCGCUCUAAACCAUUUAUACAUCAUUUUUUCUUUCAUGUUCUUCAUGUUGAUUGAUUUUGUGACCUUUGUCUUACUCAAAUUCUAAAAGCAUGACAUUGUAUGCUAAAGCUGCCUUGUUCAAAUCCCAUUCAGUAAAGGAUGUUGCUUCAGGUAUUAAGCAGCACUGCUUAGAGUCCAUCCAAUAAAAAGAGGGUAAAUCAGAAUUUCACUCUUUUAUGUUUGGAUAUCUUCUUUUUGUAGGUUCUUCGCUAUUUCGAUUUCGUCAUCACCGGAAUCUUUGCUCUAGAAGUAUUAGUGAAGGUCAGUGACCGAGGUUACACUAUACUCAACAGACAUCUGUGCAUCAGAAAUAGCGGAUUAGCUUUCGAGUCAGACUACUCUAGUCUUUUUGCUGAUUGGUUCAAAACUCUUGCGCCACAAUCAAACGGAUGUACUAACGAACGAUGAUAUUUUUUAAACAAAAUUCGCUGCUAUAUAUUUUCCAGAAAACAUAAAAACGCCCAGAAAGAUGUUGGCCUUAUCCUCGACCUUGUGAUAGAUACUUCGAACGUCUCAAAGACUUUACUAUCGGACCAAAAUCCCAUACCAGUUAGAAUGUCCUAGCCAUGCGCCAGCAUACCUGGCUCUUUUCGUUACGAACUUAAUGUUAUUAGUCAUAAUAAAUUAUUAGCAACCAGAUGGAAACGAAUCACUGAACUGAGAGAAAAAAAUGCAAAGAUAUACCACUUGAAGAUAAUAUCCUUUUCCCUGUAAUUUAGAUGAUAGACCUUGGUGUCAUCCUUCACAAAGGAUCAUAUCUAAGAAGCGGUUGGAAUAUCAUUGACGCUUUUGUUGUGGCCUGCAAUAUCGCAGCAUUGUUGUUAGAGUAAGUGUCAUUAGAGAGCUUUACAUUUGAGGCCAAGGACAACUACGAGAACGAGAUUUAACCCAUAGUUUUUUCGUGUAUUGUCGAAAAAUAUUCAACCCGGAAAGCUUCAUUGUACUAUUUUGCAAAUGAAAAAUUAGUGCGGUUAUUUUUAUUGGAGAAGGUUUAGCCUUUUCCCGGUCGCAAAAUGAUUUAACUUCAAAAAUUGAUAACUUGUUCCCGCCACUACGACAUUCUCGCUAAAACUCGCAGUAGAAUGAAGACGGCUAUCACGUUUCCCGCAAAAAUGGCGUUGGUUCACGCAGGAGCACUACUUAGCACUGAGAAAAUCUCGUACUAGUUUUCGUCCUCGUCUCCGAAUCUAAAGCUCUCUAUUCAAUGUCAGGCUAAACCAUGUUCUCGCCAAUAGAGUGGCUUCACCUUUUACUGUAAAUCACUCAAAAUCCAAGUCACAACCAUUGAUUCGUUCUCAGUGACAAAGGGAUAGCGCUGGAAUCCUCAGCUUUUAAAUCCCUUGCAUGGUCCUAAAGAAACUUUAUCAGCCCAGUUGAUAGAACUAAACUCCAUGUUGAAACUGUUCCUGAUGCCACACUUUUGAACAGCGAUCGUACUGUCGUAACGAUGAUGGAUUCUUGCACGCAGUCAAAUUAACUUUGUUUGCGUGGUAUUUUAAGAAGCAAAAAUUUCUCUGCCCUGGUAUUUCACGUUUUCACCAAUUGGUGCAUGUAGUUUAAGCCCCAUUAGUUUACACAGGCAAGAUUUCCUGAGACGCAUUUGGCAUUCGACGCAGCAGCACAUGUAAAGUUCGUCCGCAGAUUGAGACUGACUGAUUGCCAAAUGAAAACUAUUUCAGUUGUUUCUUCAACUUAAUACGCACUUAGCAUUUCAAACUUACCUGUGAGAAUUUGGCUGAAAAGUCUUUCAUUUGAUUUUGUAGCAUUGGUAGCAACGACUCCUUGGAAAGGGAUGCCAUCAAGUCUUUUCGUGUUUUGCGGGUUCUAAGGCCAUUGAAGGCAAUCAAUAAGUCAAAGAAACUUAAGGUAAAAUUUUGCAAUCAAUGUAAUGAAAUUUCAUGACAUGUAUUGAGCGUACCAUGAAGAUUGAUACGGACUUUUAAAAUCAUUUUCAGGCUGUGUUCGAGUGCAUGCUGUACUCCCUGAAGAAUGUACGUAACAUUCUUCUCAUCACAUUAUUAUUUUACUUUAUCUUCGCCGUUGUUGGAGUGCAGCUUUUUAAGGUGAGAUUAUGGUGUGUUUAUAUAGGCUAACUGAGUGAUUCUCGGUGUUUAUUAAAACGAUGAUGAUGAUGAUAAAGACGAUGGUGGUGAUGAUGAUGAUGACGUUGAUGAUGAUGAUGAUUCUCUAUAUGUCCUGAACUUUAGUAGUUUCUCAUUUUCGGUCAAUCGCAACUUCGAUCUCAAUCUCAGUCCAAAAAGUAUUGAGGAAAAUCUAAUUCAAAGAAAAAACUCAAUAAGUUUGGCCUACCUAAGAGAGGCUUUCACUUUCAAAGUGGUUAAAGAGCUCGAAAACCAAAUUUAUACUAUUUGUGUCUCGAGCCACUUUCAACAUCCAUCUCUACUGCCCUUAUUAAUCCACAUACUUUACUUUUUUCUCCUUUAGGGAAAAUUCUGGUUCUGUAAUGAUCAGUCAAAGAUGACAAAGGAAGCCUGCCAGUGAGUAUCUCUAGACGUCAAACUUUAUGAAGGGAGGGAGAGGGUUGUAAUAAUGCUUAUUUAUCAUUGGCCUUGAUAUUCCAGAUGUUGCUCUGUAUAACAAAUUAACCAAAAAUUACUCAAGACUCUAAUACCAAUAUCUUUUAGCCCCUGAAUUUAGGAUAGUAAUUUGGAAUAGUACAUUUUGAUAAUAAAAUAUUCAAACUAGUGGUGAAAUCAGAAUCUGUAACACAAUUUGCCUUUGGUUGAGUCGUCAAGUGAAAUUCCGAAACCCAGUGUUCUUGGAUACAGAUUAACUUGCUGUAAAUGAUUUAAUAAAUUAACCCAUUUAAAGAAUUCACCUGGAGAAACUUACUUUAUAACCAAACGUACUGUUAAAAAGUAUCUUUUCGGCAAUCGUUGACAGGUUGAAAAAGGACAUGAGACCAGAUCACUUGAAACAGUAAAAUUAGUGAAUUUAACCUUUAUUAAUCCCAAUGUAAAAUUAUCGAGAGUAAAUGAUGUUCCAAACAGGGCUCUGGACAGGGUGCUAUAUUUGUGUUAAAAUGUCUUUGAAAUUAGUGUUGAAGAAGUGUUUCAUUUUACUUUUUCCAAUAUUAGCCAAGAAUAAUUGGGACUUGUACUUUUGUUCAUUUAGAUAUUUUUUAAUGUUUUUAAAUUAAAACAAUGAAUGAACAACGAAAUAUUAAUUUCUUUUAAACAGAGGAGAAUAUUUCAAGUACAAUGUUGGGAUAAACAGUGUCUAUUCAAACCUACUAAAAUUCCAUUUAACAGAUAUAAAGUCGAAUACUCUCUCCUAUAUCAAUUUUUUAUGAACUUUUUGGAAACGUUAACAAUAAAAGUCUGAUUUAUCUACAAAAGGGAUAUUUGUUGUACUGUAAACACAGAUAGACACUGUUGUGACAAAAUAAAAAACGAACUCGUUAAACGUUUUUCGAGACCUUCAGAUUCCAGGAUAGGAACGACUACAAGUCGAGAUUUGACUUUACGUUUUUUGGCCCUAUUCUGAAAAAAUAGACACUCCGGAAAGAUUCAUUGCAUUUUUUUCCACCAGAAAAGUCAGCGCUUUAUCUGUAUAUAUUACAGGAGGUUAAGCCCUUUCCCAAUCACAAAAUGGUAAAACCUCUAACAUUUGAUGAUUUGUUUCCGCCAUUACGACAUUCUCGAUCAAACUCGUAGUAGAAUGACGACAGCUAUAACGUUUUCCCGCCAAAAUGACGCUGGUUCACGCGCGCGCACUAUUUCGUAUUGAAAAAAUCUCAUACUCGUAGUCAUUCUCGUGACUCGGCGGCGGACUAAACAGCCCUGUUGAAGGGAGUCUCAAUAAAGUAUGUAUGUAUGUCUCAGAAUCUGAAGGUCUCCAAUUAACUAUAAUAAUCAAGUCGUUCAUACACCUCUACGUCUUCAGUUGAUUUUUGCUUUAGUUUCAGGACGAUUGACUAAAUUGAGGUUGAACAGUGACGUUUUUAGCAAAUAAAACACCCCCACUUUUAUCUUCCUUAUGUAUUUGUUUUAUUUUCUAACCUUUUGCGAUUUUUUUCCGUCCUCAGGUUGUUCCGCGGAAGUGGGAAAAGCACAAAUUCAACUUUGACAAUGUUGCUCACGCCUUUUUAGCGUUGUUUUCUUCCUCAACCGGACUUCCUACCGGAGUCAUUCAAUAAGUAAAAGUAACGUAAAAAAAUACGUCUUUACCUCGAGCAGUUACUGGGUCGAAACAAAUUUUCUUUUCUGUCCGUCGAUUUAUGACAUCGGUCAUAAGUAUAUACAUCGCAUUGCGGCAAAGACUGACAUUCCCGUAUUGGCCUGUGUCGCCAAAGACGAUGUUAUUCCAGUCCACGUGGAAAUGAGGGUGCAACUCCAUAGUCUCUCGAGACUAACUAGUUGAAAGCCAUAGCGCGAUAGUAUUAGGAGUCGGUAAAGUGCUUGACUGCAGAGCAGGAGGUGGUGGGUUCGUUUCCCGGGAACGGACCAAUACUCAGGGUCUUAUAAAAUAACUGAGAAAUGAAGGUACUACCUUUGCCCAGCCAAAGGUUAGACCUUCGCGUGGUUCGGGUGAUUACGAAAAUUGGCGCUCCCGUCUCCGGUAGGACGCGUAAAAGCAGUGUCCCCGACACUCAAAUGAAGUAAAUUUUUUAACUGCAUACUAAGUCCACCUUUAAAUUUGGUAAUGAGGUUUACUAAAUAGAUACCAUGCACUCAGUAUUCUCCAUAUUUGUCUGCAGAGGAAUGUAUCACACAGUUGACGCGACAAAAGAGGAUCAAGGACCCAUAAAAGACAAUCAGAUUCAAAUGUCUCUUUACUACGUCUGCUUCGUCGUCGUAUUUUCUUUCUUCUUUCUUAAUAUGUUCGUAGCUCUUAUUAUUGUUACGUUCCAAGAGCAAGGAGAAAAGGAAAUGGAUGGAAGUGAACUCGAUAGAAACCAGGUGAUUUUCUAACGUUUUUGUUGUUAUUUCGUUUGUAAAUCUUAAUAAAACAGACUCAGCGUAUGUACAAAAAUACUUUUUAGUGUCCUUGUCUAUCAAUAGUUUUGCGGUUUUUUUAUUAAUGCUGUUAGUGAGCAAUGUACUCUUACUAAAAUCUAAAUUACUAUCUUCCUCACUUCAAGUAGCUAGUCCCCAUGGUACAAAUGAAAACAACUGGAGACUUGAGCGUGGGAUAAGAUUGCAACCCAGCCUCCCGAGAGCCAGGGGCUCACCAAAGAAACGCUCCACAAAUCCGCUUAACGAAUUAGGUACAUCAAAACUGAUAAAAAACAUAAUAGUACAUCAUAAUGAUGUUUUUGUUACUUAUUCCAGCGAGAUUGUAUUCAGUUUGCAAUGACCGCCAAACCAAGGCAACGCUACAUGCCGGAAAACAAAAACACGUGCUUCUAUAAAGUGUGGAGGGUUGUUGAUUCCAAGCCAUUCGAGAUUUUUAUCAUGACUACCAUUGUCCUAAAUGCCAUUGUUCUUAUGGUUUCGGUGAGUGUUGUUGCUGUUAGCUAACGGCGUUCUAUUAUUCGAUCAUUGCGAGAUAGUUGAAUAUUAGGGUUUAGCUUAGUACCUGUUAUGUCUCGGUUUUGUGGCCGCUUCACUCUAUAUUAACCAUUAAAUCUUAUGCGAAGAAAAUGCGGACUUCAAUCGUUUCCAGCUUAGCUCUCAAGUGGUUCAAUUCCUACCUUGGCAACAGGAAAAACCAAUACUUGAUAAAUAAACUUUUAUCAGCACCAUAGUAUGUCAUUAGCAGAGUCCCUCAAGGGUCAAUGAUGGGACCUGCGAUUCAUGUAAAACUAAAUCCACUAAAGCAAGUGCGAGAAGCAAACAUUUCAAUCUUCGAGAUAUUUAGCAAUUAUUGGAUGAGGAUGACUAUGUUCAGAAGAAUUAUGUUAUCUGCUGAGGCCGAAGGCUCUUUCUAGUCUGACGAGAGAGAGCUAUUUAAUACUAGUACUGAUUAACAAAACGUUUCAUUCUGUACCUUCAAAUGACUUGUUCUUCUUGUUUUCUUUGUUUACACUCGAUUUAGUAUGAUGGGGCGUCACCUGAGUACGAGAAAGUUCUUAGCAAUCUUAACACAGCUUUCACGUUCGUGUUCCUUUCAGAAGCCAUUUUGAAACUAAUAGCAUUUAGACAGGUACGUUUAAAACGCAUUCACCGGUUUAUCGUGUUUUUUUGUAGUUACAGACAACCCAACAAUAACGGUUGGUCUUGUUAUUUGCCCGUCAGCCCUUAGUGUGGGCUCGGUCGCCGAUUGAUCCUAACUAGCUGCAACGUUCAAGAAAAAUUAGCUUAACAUCAAAAUUUCUGAGGGAGAAUAUGAUGCAACAAAAAGGUCAAAGAUGGUAAAUGCGUUAUUUGCUGCCUAAUUUACUCUCUUGUAACUCUGGGUGCAAAUGCUGUAUUUAUAAAAAAUAUUCAUCAUAUUUGCAUCAUAUUUAUUCAUCAUUGCAUCACAUUUGCUCCAACCAAAUUUGAUGUGAAUCCUAUUUUUUGCACUUUAAAAAAAAGAACACAAAAUACUGUAAUAAUUUUUUUUAAUCGAUUGGAUUUUAACAGUAAACACACUGAAAUUUAUCUUGGUAAACUAUCAUUAAUCAGUUUGUUUGACUGCGGGCAAUACUUGUAACUCGUGUAUUUCCGCUGGGUGACAUACUUCGACUUUCCCGUCCUGUUUUCUUGGCCCAAGCCAAGAGAGGAUACCCUCUCUUCCCCAAGCACAUCUCCUUACAAUGGCAGAAACUCUUCUUCCCUACUAGCAGAGGUCUCUCACGGCGAGGCAAAAAUGAGUUUUGCCUCGUCGUGAGAGACCUCUUCUAGCAGGGAAAAACUCUUCUAAAUUUGCCAAAUCGUUGUCACUUCAUGAACUCUUCUUAUUUACAGAAUUACUUCCGCGAUUUUUGGAACGUGUUUGACUUUAUCAUAGUGAUAACGACUUUAGUUGGCGUCAUCUUAGAAUUGAAAGUAAGUAAAUAAACCAGGUUAUUAAAGAAUUAAAUGACCAACCAAUCAGAAGCAGAGUGCGGUGUUUUUUCGAGGAUUCUAAUUACAAAAAAAAAUAAAAAGAAGUUAACGGUACUCUACGACUCUGUAAUCCAUCACAAGCCAGACAAUAACGAUUUUUCUUGUAUACUUAAAAUACACGUCUUUCUUCUUUAUUUUUAAAUGCUGCCUAACAUUUAAAUUGCCUGUGGGGGAAAUCUCUAUUCCUCAUCAGAUCUGCUUCUCGGAGAUUUCCCCGCCUCAGUCACUCCUUCCGAGUUGUUUGCUCAUCUUAAAUUUAGUAUUAAUUAACUAUUUAUUAUCUUUUCUAUUCUACUUGUAAUUUAUUUUGUGUGGCAAAGUAAUAAAAUAAAUUUCAUACGAGCAAGAAAUGCGGGACUUCGGAAAUUCAAAAUAAUAUGCUCCUUUGUAUUCUCUUGGUUUGGAAUAACCCCUCCCCUGAAUGAACUCCUCUUCGGAAACGCUAAAACUUUUUUGAAAGACCGCGGUGUUUAAUCAAGUAAGUACUGUAAACUCUGGGGAAUAUUUUUAUAUCGCAGUUGAAGGGGAUGAGUGUAUUUCUUCCGAACCGAAUUCUUUGAGGUAAAAGUUUGGACAUUGAAAACCUCUUGAUUGACUUCUCUUUUGGUCUCUUUCUGAACGCAAACCGUAGAAAAGUCCAGACUAAUAAAAUCCUUUGAUAACUUGGACCAGAACAGACCAACUUUUUAUUUUCCAGAACUGAGGAAUAGCUAUGUGUCAGCCUCUUAUAGAACUGGGCGGCCGCCGACCAAUCCACACGUUAAGGGAAUUUCAUUGUUGAUAGGAAUUGUACUGCCAGAUUAGUAUAUUUUUAAAUACUGUAUACGGGGGCAGCAGCGAUGAUUGAAUAUGUUAAGUAAAAAAGACAAUUACAGUGUAAGUCCCUAUUUUUCAUAAGCGCACAAAAGGCUACGCAAGAUGCAACAAUUUAGAAGUCAAAUUGGCUUUUUCUUCAUUCAAAGUUCCCUCAGAUGUUCGGCGUAAAGCAAGGGUCCUGUACCUUUUGAUCUUCGUCCACGCGUUGUCUACAAAUUUUCUUGUGUAGGAUGAAAUGCCUGUUACAUCGCUGAAACAUGCCGACAUCUUUCAACGCCCGUUCGUGAGCAUCUGACUGGGGACAUGACCUGCAACAUAUCGAUGCAUUUGCAGCAGUCGGAGAAAUGCCGCAAAUUAUGCCUUAGAUUCUGCGCAAAACCGACAAAGUUAUUUUUCUUUAAAACAUUCAUUAAUGACCCCAUGUAACUUAGGGGUUGAUCACUGCGUUCUAUAAUCAAUCCUUUGUUAUUUUCACAUGUUACUUUUUUUUCCAUUUAAUUAACUAAAAGCGCAAUACUCUCUUGAUAUGUCGAUAUUUAGGGUAGACUCAUUUGCAAAAUAUUUUUAGCUAAAAAGAAAACAAUUAAAAAUUCCAGCGGGCAAAUUGCGACGGCUAUACGCGUAAGUUGCAAAUGAAUCCACCCUUAGUAUUAUCAUAAUAAUCACUCUUAUUUUCUAUUUCAUUAGUUUUGUAAUUUUUCAUUAUAACUAUCAUUACUAUUAUUAAUGUUUGCUUUUUUAGCCCACCUCGAUUAGCUUGUGCUAUUUGCGUGCUAACUAUCUUUGUAAUCAUGCGUCACGUAAAAAAAAAAAUUGUUGUUGUUGUUGUUGUUGUUGUUGUCCAGAGGUGUCUUUCGAAGUGACGCUAACCAUUUCAUUCCUAAUGACCCGUCCGGUCGGCGGCCAGCUCUGACUCUUAGUAAGCGCCCUUAGUUAUCAAUAAAAGCUACAUGUUUAGACAAUUGCAGUAAGUCUAUCUAUUGACCUUUUGAGUUAAACGGUAACUCAGAGUGUUUUUUUUGUCCUUCAUAGAGAAGCGAUGCCCUUCAAAUAGACCCAAGCUUUUUUCGCCUCUUCCGUGCUGCCAGGCUGGUGAAAUUACUAAGGCAAGGAUACACUAUUCGCAUCCUUUUGUGGACCUUCUUGCAGUCUUUUAAGGUGAGUAUGGAAGAGGCAUUUAUUUAAAAAAAGGAAUUAUAAUUUCUUGUAUAUGGCCAAGACGCCUAACGAUCUGUCAUUUUCAUUUUUCUUUUGUCCUUUCUGGUUACAGGCUCUUCCAUAUGUUGUAAUCCUAAUCGGUAUGUUAUUUUUCGUCUACGCGGUCAUUGGAAUGCAGGUAAGACAGUAAGCAUCACACGAAGUCAUGUAUAUGUUAUAGCUGAAAUAUUUUGCAUCUCGAUCUCUUCUUUGGAUUUCCUUUUCAUUUCCUUCUUUGUCGCAAUUUUUUUUUAUUCACUAUUUUCUUCUUUAUCUACAAGUUCGUAACUAAUUAAACCAUUAUGUUAAAGUUGUUUGGUAGAAUUCAUCCAAGUGAGGACUGGAGCAGAGAAAUAAAUCACCACAACAACUUCAGGAAUUUUUUCAUGGCUCUUCAAGUACUUUUCAGGUACGCAAUUUUCAAUGUGUAUUAGUGCACUAUAUAUUUCAUUUAUCAAAUAAUGACAAAGCUUGUCAUUACCGACAAGAGAAAUGAACCCGGAGAUGAACGGACAACGUUUUAAAAACCUAAUGCAAGCCAGGAUGGCUAAGAAUCGUUUUGUGGCUGAAGGAAAGUGUCUUAAAGACCUAUAGAAAGCCACUCCGCUUUAACCAAUACAUUCCUGUAUUUUUUUUUCCAUAGGGCAUCCACUGGCGAGAACUGGCAUAGGAUAAUGCUGCAUUGUUUUAACGAUGCAAAAUGCGAUUCUGACGAAACCAAGACGUGUGGCAGCACCGUAGCCUCCAUAAUUUAUUUCUGUACAUUCUACUUUUUCUGCACAUUCUUGGUAAGUAUUACCACUAUGAUCUACUCCCGUAAAAAGAAAUUGAUUAAAACGAGGUCUGAUUUCAUUUAAUUAAUGCCCAUUCUGCACCGUGCUUUGAGCUGGACUUCGAGACAAAGGGAGGAUAAUUUGAACCACACUGGAUUAGGAAAAUUGAAGUGUUCAUACGAAUGGCCAUUUCUGGAGUAAGCUAUGUGCUGACAUUCGAGAAAUAAGGGCAUUGAAUUUAGAGUUAGAAAUAUUUCACUUUUACGCGGCUGUUUAAGUCGGUGUGAUGUGGGUAUAAAUCGAUGAAAUCAAUGAAACUAUGUCAGAGUGCUUGAUUUUAUUAUGUCUUUUUUUACUGCAAAUAGUUUGCAUCGUCCGUAACAAUGAGGUUAUCUGUUUCAGAUGUUAAAUCUUUUUGUUGCUGUCAUCAUGGAUAAUUUCGAAUACCUGACUCGAGACGAGUCUAUUCUAGGCCCGCAUCAUUUAGACGAAUUUGUGAGGGUCUGGAGCGAGUAUGAUCCAGGAGCAACGUAAGAAGUCUGGCCUUUUUAAUUAAGCCUAUCUUUGUUAGAAUUGUUUUCUUUUUAGCAUGAUCGUGUAUGUGUUUGCUUAAACCAGCCUAACGUGUCAUUGAUAUCUCUUAUCUUGCCCGUCUAAACUUUGAAUUGAAAUGUGUGCUUAUCCGCCCUCUGUCAUUAGUGGAGAAAUACGUUACUAGUCCUCCGUUUGUAGACGUCUCAGAUUGUAUCAGGGGCCCAUUCCUAUUCCCAAGUUUAUAUCCCUUCUGCUUUACUUCAUGUUCUGUAGAGGGCGGAUCCCGCAUACAGAGGUAUAUCGCCUGAUGUGUGACAUGUCUCCUCCAGUUGGAUUUGGCAGGAAAUGCCCCAAAUUUAUUGCUUAUAAGGUCAGUAUCCGAUCCACUAACCAAACCCUAUCAAGAAGAGCCUAUUGAGAUAUUUUCAUGGUGAUUUUCAAGCAGUUACUUUUCUGUAACAAUCACAGCAAGCGCAGAUAAGACGGAAGUCUUCCAAUGCAAAGAUAAAUACAGCUAUUGUAGCUAGUGAUGGGAGAGGGUAAAAUUGAUUUAAACUCUUAGUUGCUACAGUGUUCAGUUGUCUUUGAAGUUACUUUACUUUGACUAGCAUAGGUAGGUGGAAUAUCAUCGUCCGGGUGAGUGUAGUCGCGAUGUUAUUGAUCAUUUGUCAGUUAAGCCGUUAUGCUAUUGGCUACGAAGAAGCUACUCACAUUGCUAAUAACAUCACGGCUUAAGUGACACAGACUACCCAACAACGCCGCGAGUUAAUUGACCAAUCAACUUUAAUACCAUCAACUGGCGAGACAACACCCUUUGACUCUAAAGACCACUAAAGCACAGGUUUUCGAAACCUUUAGCCAGACAGUCAGUGUCAAUAGCACUCCUCUUCAGGACUUACACUCAUCACAUGACCCGUGCGUUGAAACCAUUCACUGUGAGAGAGAAUUGUGUUACCUUAUUUCGAUACAACAUUAGAACCAGUUAUCUCUUACCAGUUUGUUCUCUUUUUAUAGCGCCUGAUUAAAAUGAACAUGCCAAUCAUGGGUGACAAUACAGUUUUGUUCACUUCUACCUUGUUCGCUCUCAUAAGAACGGCACUUGGAAUUUUCAGCACAGGCGACCCAGCAUAUGCUGACAGCGAACUUAGGCGAACAAUCAAACGACUCUGGCCAAAAACAUCCAAGAAAACUUUGGACAAAAUGAUCCCUCUUCAGUCAGGUAAGAACACGUUCCACUUUUCAUAUACAUGCUGCUGAUGAUUCUACUUGAAUCUGGAGCAUUAAGCCCUAAAAGGAUAAUUUCUACUCAUGCCCGCCCAGCCGUGUUCAGUUUUAUGUUCACUUAUGGUUUUGGUGGUCUUUUAAGUUUGGUGUUGUUUUUCAUUCGUCUCUUUGAUCGGUAUAGUAUUGUACUGUAAUUAUCCCGUAACUAAAUCGUUUGUCGUAAGAAAGAACGCUUGAUAUUUGUUACUGAUAAGAGAUGAUCGAAAACGAUGAGCUUAAAUCAGUUAGGUUAUAGCAAACAAUUUCUGUUAAAGAUUUGAUUUCAGUUGAUUUGCCAGGUACAAAAAAUUCUCUUUCAUUAGCAAAUAAAUGUAGUAAAUGUAACAAGGAAGUUUAUAGACUCGAAUGCUUUCAUUUCCAUUGCAGUUUUGAGCUCCCAGCAGAUGACCAUUGGAAAGAUUUAUUGUGCAAAACUCAUUUAUGAAAAUUACAAACAUAUGAAGAAAAAGCGUCUUGAGAAGAAGAAAAAGGUGAAUUGAAGUUAACAACAUUUUUAAGAUACAUUGACACUUACAAAAAUUAAAAAGCUUCAGCAAUAUAUGUAUAGUUUUUAAAUGCAUGAGCACCAUGGAAACUUAGGACGUAUAUCGUUGCUUUAUGUUUAAGAGUUUGAAUAGAAGGCGACAUAACAGUGAUUGAUUGCCUUUAAUUUUCGAUACCAUACUUUUCUCUCUGUCUAAAGAGAUCAUUCUUGACGAUAAAAAAAAAUGAAAUAUAUGUUUUAUCUAAAAGAGGAGACCUUCAUUGUUUCGUCGACUUGUGGGAGCUCUUCGAAGCGGUAACUCGAAUUCCGAUGACGAGGAAGCUGAAAUUGACAGCCCCCCUGUGUAUCUGAGGCCACGAAGGCGGUCCAAGACUUUAACAUCUCUACCAUCAAUGAUGUAAGUAAACGUUGAACUUUGUUCUUGACAAAAUCUUAAAGAAAAUAUAUGAUAUAAAUGGAGUUCUACAAAAAGUGAUAACGGAUUUUUUUAGCCUGCGAGGGGGCUCACUUGUACUAUAGUUUGGGGAAAAUGUCGGCGGCAGAGCCAUCACAUUUCCUCGUUCGUCCGCCGCCAAAAUUUUCCCCGAACUCGCACAAGUGAGUCUGUUCGCAGGGUAGGUGUUUUCGACCAGUUGUAGACGGACUGAGUUUCUUUGCUCCCUUUGGUUGAAACCUCUCAUCUAUGGAACACUCUUUUCACUCUUCUCAAUCUAUUUGUUGCUAUACGUCAAGCCUCCAAUAAAUAUGCUGUUUCAGCCUCAAGUACAGAGAUCAAAUGAGAAAAGAAUUACUUCAUCAAAAGGUUGAAACUGUUAUAGUCAACUAAUGGGUGCGCGGCGAAAGUAUUUAAUACCUGUUUUUUGUUGUUGUUAUUGUUGUUCAAAUUUAAAGCCACUUAAAUGAUUGAUAAAGUUCAAAUAAUAAGCAAGAGUGUUAGAAAUUUCAUGGCAUGAAUGACCAGAAAUCCAAACUCAAGCAGACAGCGACAGCAGUGAUUUCUUGCGUGUUCUGCUCGUUAGUGUUUUUAAUGACAUUGACAACAGAUUUUAAUGAACGUUCUUUUGCUUCUUCAUCCAAUUCCAAUUCUACUGUACCUACAAUUUGGUGCAAAGACGAUUCUUAAUACUGAAUGAUGCUCUUUAUAUUAUCCUUGAUAUUUUUUACACUUCACUCAACUUUCAGAACCAAAGAAAAGCAAGAAGUGUUAAACUCUAAGCGGCACAUGCAUCGCUCACUAAAAUUCUUUGGAAGACCAUUCGGACGAUCAGACAGUUUUAGCGAAGAUGAAGAUGCCAGGGGAACUCACAAGUCAGUCCACUUUAAGGUAAAAUUGUUUCAAUAAUGAUGACUCCGGCCCAGUAUUUCAAAACAAAUGAAUAAAACAUUCACCUGAGUUAGAAGAGUUCUUUCCUAAAAUUGACGGCACGUGUACCUCAGUGAGAAAGUUCCCGUGGCUUCAGUAGUUUUAGUGUCCUUUUUGCUGAAUUGAACGGAUGAAUAUUAGUUAGUAUCGAAAUGUCACUAACAGAUAUCUAUGAUAAACACGAUAAAGUUAAUAGCUUUGACCUCAUUUGUGAGAGUUUAUGUCCACUUUCCAGAAUCACUAUAGCAAUUUUUGUAUGAUUCUAGCAACAUAUCAAAAUAUUCCUAUAGUGGCUCGAUGCUCGAACAUAAUAUAGCGGCCAUCACGAGGAUUUAUUAAACCGACUGAAUUGAAUGAAUCGGGUUAUGCGCAACAUUUAUAACGUAUCUUGAUCUCAGCUGGUUAUUACCAGUCUUAAUAAAGGAAUGCUUAUUCGUGGUGUUUUAGGACGCUCCUAUGGACUUGACAGAUAUCAACCCCACAAUUAUCAGUACAGACACAGAGGAUGAGGAGUACGUGGACGGCGCAAGUCGCAAAAGGAAAAAGAGGCUGAGUUACAAGAACCCUGUGGUAAGACUGAGGAGUUCAAAUCGCACGCUACAGUCGAGAAGAUACCGGAUCAGAAAAGGCUUGAAAAUAUCUAUCGUCUAGCUUAUGAUUAAUUUUAUUGACACCCAAGUUGUUCUAGUUUUAGGUUUGAUUUGUCUUUGAAAUUGUCUCUUUUGUUUUGUUUCUUUCUUUUGUUUGUUUGUUUCCUGGGCUCUAUUUUUCAUUAAUUCUCUCAGACAAUUUCUCUAUACUAUAUAUUUCUGAAGAGUGAGGGAAGUUAAGCGUAGCUAAACAUAAGAAUGGCUAUCCAACUGACUAAAAACAUAAAACAAAAUGCAAGGAAGCAAGUACAUAAAUUCGUGGCAAAACACCCAAGAGAGCGCCCAUCACAGCUACCAAUGAUUGACGGCUGAUUAGAGGAAAACUAUAAAACCUGUCAUCAAUCAAUCAAAACAAUGCCCUUCUUUAUUUACAAUCUUACAGACAAAAAAUUAUAUUUGACGACUACAUAUCUUGACCUUAUCAUCACCUUGGUUGUUGUAAGGAGAAAAAAGAUGUAAAUCAGCUCCGCAGAACCCUUGAGCUAACUCAGCUAUUUGUAAUCCUUCCAAUGCGCAUUCGUUUCAUAUUUUCCCGGUGAAAGAAUUAUGUGUUCCUAAGCUGUGAAGUUAAUAGCCCAUGAGUAAUGAAUGUAUUUUAAUGCUUCUUUAAUGUAAAAGCUACCUAACUUUUAGAUUUAUUCUAUAAUUACAAAUUAAUUAAUAACACUACUACUAUUUCAGUCUGUAAAGACGCUUUCUUUAGUUUUGGUGAUCUUUACAAUAGAAAGACGAUGGCCAACCAUGAAAACUCAAAAUUUCACAUUGAUAUAAGUUUUGCUUUUUUGCUGAAAUUGGAAUUGCUUAAAUUUUCUUUGCAAAAAUAAGGGAAAAGAAAGGAGUAAGAAACAUUAGACAUACUUAGAUUAAGAGAGCAAACAGGAGAAACAACAAUAACAAUCAAUUUUCUUUUGUUUUUUCAUUUGAUCGCGUACUUUUCAGCGAAAAGGAGAGUGGAUUGAAAUGGAAUGCAUGCUUUCCAAUGGUUAGUC